CAGAAUUCAGAACGGCCAAGUGGUGGCAGAAAAGACUGAUUCAGAAGAACCUAGAAGAAUCUGGAAAGAUUUCGUAUGCCUGCCAUUGUUCGUGUCCGUGUUCAGUACCACUUAGGUUUUAACAAGCUCCAGUAGUUUUUACAAAUAUUUGCUAAUUGUUAUAUUUCACUGCCUUUCUCACCUUCGACAUGGACCGAAGAGAUCGCGAACGAAUAAAUUGCUGCUGCGAGACAGUUGUAUCCAGAAUUGAUAUGAAAAAACUCUUGCCAAGAUUGCUGCAAAACAAAGUCUACAACAGAGAUGACACAAACAUGCCUCGAUGGAUGAUGAUAAGAUAAGCAGAAUUCUAGAAAAAUGAAUUAUAUUCGUCAUAUAUCUUUCAUUUACACACUCUCUCCUUUAAGUAGAUGAUAUAGAGAAGAAAGAUAGAGAGACAGAAAGGAAAGGAAAACAAUUUUAAGAAAAACCCUAUGGCACCAGAUAUAGUCAAAGAUAUAUAUUUAACGAUAAAAACACGAGGACCAUAUGCAUUUAAAAGUUUAAUUCUUAGUCUAAGACAGUCUGACCAUGAAAAUGUAGCAGAUAUAUUAGAAGGAAAAACUAGCGCAAGUAAUACAAGUUCUGAUCAAGAAAACAAUUCACUUGAUAAACAUUUGAUCUGGUCUGAUAAGCCUUUAACAAUAAGGCUUCGUAAAGCAACACGAUUUUUAGAUCGUAAUUAUGAUUCAUGUGAUAUCAUUGCGCGCUAUCCCAUGCGAAGUAAACCUCGUGGGUUGGUUUUGAUAAUUGCAAAUAUUUAUUACUAUUCACCAGAGGAUAAACCAAGACUUUCGGCACAACAUGACACAAAUAAUUUACAAACACUAUUUGAAGAAAUGGGCUUUAAAGUAGUUGUAUAUGAAAAUUUAACUGGAAAGGAAAUAAAAGAUGUAGUAAUAAACUUUUCAAGAAGUAGUGAUUUAAAAAAUGUAGACUCGUGUUUUGUAAUAUUUACAAGUCACGGUACCGAAGACAAACAUGCCGAGGACAAGGAAAAUAAUACAGAAAUUCAAGGAACAGAUUAUUCUAGUGCAAGCGGCCAAACAAAUUAUGAAAAAGUUAUGUGCACCGAUAUUUGCGAUUAUUUUACUGCAGAAGCUUGUCCACAACUUGCGGAAAAGCCAAAGAUAUUUAUUUUCCAACUUUGCAGAGGAAAAAGAAAACAGAAAGCUAUAGCUCACUCUAGGACUGCCAUAGAUACCAUUCCAAUGGAUGUCAUUCCAAAUACGAAUAAUUAUGAACAGAGUCACAUAUCUAAUAUAUCUCGCUUAACAACAAGAAAUUAUUCAGAUAUGCUCAUAGUUCAAUCUACUUUGCCUGGACAUGUAUCGUACCGAGAUCAAAUAACUGGUAGUUGGUUCAUACAUUACCUUUGUAGUACAUUCAUGAAUUAUGCUUGCACGACUCACAUUCAAGAUUUAUUCACCAUGGUUGAUGCAGAAUUGAAAAUGGUCAGAACGGGAAACGACGAGUGUCAGACACCAUCUAUACAAUUAUUGGGAUUUAGUAAACAUUGUUAUCUCAAUCCUGGCCUUUUUGAAUCGUGACAAUGAAUAAAAAGAGACUAACACUUUUAUCACACAAGCAAUAUUUAAAUUAUGCAAUAUCUUCGUACUUGUUGAUUGCAAGUAUUUUAAUGUAUUUAUAAUUUUCGGUGCUAUUAUAGAACAUUUUUAUAUUGUAAAUAAUUACAAAUUUUAGUAUAUAAAGUUUUAUAUGAGCUUUUUAUGAUAAAAGUGAAUCGUAUCUUUUAACCGUUUUUUUUUUAUUCUUUUACAUGUAUUAUUAUAUUAUAUAUGAGAUUAAGAAAUAUAAUAUGAACAU
Formica exsecta is the source of this 1863-nucleotide messenger RNA. It is a transcript of the gene Dronc, whose product is annotated as caspase Dronc-like. Bases 471 to 1586 code for a protein of 371 amino acids. The record is from RefSeq and is a predicted model, not a curated record. NCBI's taxonomy places the organism in Eukaryota, Metazoa, Arthropoda, Insecta, Hymenoptera, Formicidae. Gene Ontology annotation, molecular function: cysteine-type endopeptidase activity. The transcript is spliced from 7 exons. Gene Ontology annotation, biological process: proteolysis; regulation of apoptotic process.